AUGGACCACAUUGUGUACAAACUUCUUGAGCCACAUUGGUACAAGACGCUCUCGCGUAACGCGACCGCUAGAUCUACCCUUGUGCCUCAAAUCAUCAAGGACCUCGUUGGCCUGAAACCAGCCUUUUUGUAUCAAUUCAUUUGGUGUGAGUUCGAGAACUUCGACUAUGUCGGGAGCUACAUCCCCAAUGAAUUGGGACGACGAGGCUUCCCUAAUACAGCCCAGGGCCUGUCCGAUAAUAAGUACAAGAAUUAUGCCUAUGCUAAGAACAUGGUCUCUAUGUGGCACUGCAUUCGCGAGUACGUCAUAAGCACGCUUCUGAUAUACUACGACAAGAAUACGGCAGACAAGAUGGUUGAAGAAGAUCAAUACGUCCAGGACUGA
Messenger RNA from Fusarium redolens, 384 nucleotides. Its product is annotated as lipoxygenase. Lineage: Eukaryota; Fungi; Ascomycota; Sordariomycetes; Hypocreales; Nectriaceae. Bases 1 to 384 code for a protein of 127 amino acids. The record is from RefSeq and is a predicted model, not a curated record. The transcript has a single exon. Gene Ontology annotation, molecular function: metal ion binding; oxidoreductase activity, acting on single donors with incorporation of molecular oxygen, incorporation of two atoms of oxygen. Gene Ontology annotation, biological process: lipid oxidation.